AUGGCAGAAUUGAAUUUGCUGAACAGACAGCAAAAUGGCUUAAAAGUGAUUGAAUUUGCUGAACAGACAGCAAAAUGGUUUAAAAGUGAUGCAGGUAUGGAAAAACUGAUAGAAUUGUUCAAAGACAAAGAAGAGCUAGAAGACUGGGUUAAAUUUCUCAGAGAACUGAAGUCAAAAGUUCUAAGGGAAUGCAGAGAAAGAGCCAAAAGCACAGGAAAAGAAAGUCUGCAGAAGAAAUCCAGUACUAUUCAAUGUAUGAUCAACACAGAUGUAGAAUCGCAAUCAGAAUCAGAGAUGGAUGCACCUGUGUCGAAGAAGAAAAGAGUUCAGUGUGUACCCAGCGAGCCCUCUGAAGAAUGUGGUUCACAGCCAGGUUCCAAAGCAAUGAUGGUGUUGAAGGUGACAAAACCAUUUACAUAUGGAAUUGGAAAAGAUGAGAAAAUGCUUCAUGCCAUCAUGGCUGAUGAACAGAGACGCAUCCAAGUCAAAGUCUUUGACAUAACAGUGAAAGACAAGUUCAUCCCCAACACUGUCAUCGCCUUAUCAAAUUAUGUUACUCAAGAUGGGUUCCUGGAAAUACACAAAUCCAAAACUGUGUCUCAUGUAUGUGCUGACCAAGGGAUGAACAUCUCUUGUUCUUAUUAUGCAAAAGAUAAUUUAAUAAAAAUUUGGAUUCAAUUUAGGCAAACCUGUUUGUUUUCUGAGUAUAUUUCUUUUCCAGUUGGUUUAAAAUUUUAA
Molecule: messenger RNA, 738 nt
Organism: Octodon degus (degu)
Lineage: Eukaryota; Metazoa; Chordata; Mammalia; Rodentia; Octodontidae
Product: pyrin and HIN domain-containing protein 1-like
Exons: 3
Coding region: 1-738 (245 amino acids)
Biological process (GO): activation of innate immune response; cellular response to interferon-beta
Molecular function (GO): double-stranded DNA binding
Source: RefSeq, a predicted model, not a curated record